Molecule: messenger RNA, 2027 nt
Organism: Chanos chanos (milkfish)
Lineage: Eukaryota; Metazoa; Chordata; Actinopteri; Gonorynchiformes; Chanidae
Gene: c8a
Product: complement component 8, alpha polypeptide
Exons: 11
Coding region: 29-1816 (595 amino acids)
Biological process (GO): complement activation
Cellular component (GO): membrane attack complex
Molecular function (GO): protein binding
Source: RefSeq, a predicted model, not a curated record
GGCUCAUCACAAAGAAAGCAUCUCAGGCAUGAAGGCUUAUAUAUGUGCUUACUUUGCCAUUUGGACCUUUUUUAUUUUGCUUUUUGGUCUUAACCACCAAGUCAGUACCAAGCUGACCAAAGACUGGAACUAUGCUGGACAGUGGUCUAAUGGCUCCUUGCGGAAGACCAGAGGCGUUGACACUCCAGUACCCAUUGACUGUAAACUGAAGGCCUGGUCGGCAUGGACACCGUGCGGUCCUUGCAGAAGCAAAUCACUUCGGUUCCAGUACACGGAGAAGUUGUCCCAGUUUGGAGGGGCAGCUUGUGUGCAGAGUCAGUGGGAUGAGAGGUUGUGCCCACCAGGCGGAGUGUGUGUUCCAGAAAACCACUGUGGAGAAAUGGUCAGAUGCAAGGAAACGGGGCGCUGCAUUGACAAGCAUCUUGUCUGUAACGGAGAUAACGAUUGUGGAUCUUUCAGUGAUGAGGACGAAUGUGAGGGAGACACAGGUGUCAGAGACGACAAAUGCAACGGUCUCUUUCCGGUUCCAGGCGCGACACGCGCCACUCAGGGCUAUAACGCCUUGACGGGCAGUUAUGUGUCGAACACCCUGGAUCCUGAAUACUAUGGAGGACCAUGUGAGUAUGUGUACAACGGAGAGUGGAGAAAGCUGACGUACGAUGCCUACUGCGAGAAUCUCUAUUACAGCGACGACGAGAAGUAUUACCGGAAACCUUACAACUUCCUUUCAUAUCGCUUCAUGGCACAAGCGCAGUCUGAUGGAAGUAUAGAACAAUACAACGAUGCUGUUAGUUUGCUGAGAGCCAAACAGACUGAAAAAUCUUCCAAAUUUGGUGUAACCCUUGGGAUUUCUUUCUUGGAGGCUGGUGUCUCAGGGAGCCAGGAAUCCAAGGCCCUUACAAACCUAACGCAACACACCAGUGAGGGGCUACAGUUUGUCAGACUGGUGUCCACUGUUCAGACGGCCCAGUUUAAGAUGCGGAGCAGUGACCUGAUGUUGCAUGACGAGUUUUACCAGUCGCUGAUGGACCUGCCUGAGCAGUAUGACUUUGGCAGCUAUGCCCGCUUCAUCAACCAGUAUGGCACCCAUUACAUCACCCAGGGAACCAUGGGAGGGCAACUGGAGUACAUACUGGUGGUCAACAAGAAGAAAAUGGGAGAAUCCAACAUUAAUGCAAGGGAAGCCGGCGGAUGCUUUGGAGUAUCUUUGGGUCUAAGCAUCAGUGAUGUUAAAUUAACGGGCAAAUUGGACAGCUGCAAAAAGUCUGCAACCUUUGAUGGGAGCAACACUGAAUCUGACAGCUAUAUUUAUGACAAGAUUGCCAUAGUUGAGGGGGGAAACCCAGCUGGCACCAGUGGAGCGCAAGAUAUCAACAACGCUGAGAGUUUCAGAAAGUGGGGGGUCUCUCUGAAAUACAACCCCGUCAUCAUAGACUUUGAAAUGCUGCCAAUCUAUGAGCUGGUGCGUAUGAGCACAGUGGCAGAGGUGGCAGGAACCAGGCUGCCCAACCUGAAGACAGCCUGGGAGGAAUACCUCCAUGAAUUCAGCUCCUGCCGAUGUGCCCCAUGCAAGCACGGUGGAAUACCAGUGCUCAGCCAGACUGCCUGCAAGUGCCUGUGUAAAGAGGGCUUUUACGGCUUAGCCUGUGAGGAGACCGCAAGACAAGUUUCUUCUGAUGGGGCCUGGAGCUGCUGGGGCAGCUGGUCCUCCUGUGUUUCUGGGAAAAAGACACGUCAAAGACAAUGCAACAACCCAGCACCAGAAAAUAAUGGGGUUCCCUGCCAGGGGAGCUCUGAACAGACACAACACUGCUGAUUCCAGUCAGUCACCGCAAUCCGUGCUACAUGGACCACAGUGGACAUGUCAACCCUAUGCCACCAGCAGUGAAAAUAACAGUCGAUUUACAACACACAGACUAGGUUACUACGCUACAGAGUGUAAAAGAAGCUGUUAAACUUUUAGGUUUAUCAGCUUUUUCCUACUGCUGUGCGUUACUUGUUUUUAUUAAACUGGGAAACAGAGUGAA